Linum trigynum is the source of this 2855-nucleotide messenger RNA. The record is from the annotation of a GenBank genome assembly. NCBI's taxonomy places the organism in Eukaryota, Viridiplantae, Streptophyta, Magnoliopsida, Malpighiales, Linaceae.
UGUGCCGGUUUAGUAAGUGGAAUGGUUCGACCGGUGACACAUACCGGUUUGUGCCGGUUCAUGCCGGUCAAGAUUACAAAUAAAAUUAUAAAUACUCAUAUUUAAGCAUGACAUUUAACGUCAAUACCUAAACAUUUAUACUUGAAUCCAACAAAUAACAUCAAUAUUCAAAUUUAUACUCAUAAAAUAAAUAAUAAAAUAAAUUUUAUCAAUUAAAUUCACUAAAAUAAAAUCAUUGUACAUUUAUACUUAGAGAUUCGUAUAUCGAUCAUGCCGAUGAUACCGGUGGUGUCACGCUGAUUUUAUAACCGGUACAGAUUGAUUCAGGUACAACCGGUGGCACACGCUGGCCUACGUGAUAACCAUGCUAUAAACCUACUGGCACCAAUUGAAUUAAGUUGAAUUUUCUAUUCGAAAAUUCAGUGUGUUUAGAGAAAUUCAAUUCAACCAUUAUCACUCAAUGCGAGAAACUUCCCAAACAGUGGCAGUAGUGGCAGAUCCAGCCAUUCCAAAGCGAUCAGCCCACAAAUCCCAUAUAUGAAUUCAUCCCUCAUCUUUGGGUAAAUACUUUGAGAUAAGCCCACAAAGCCUGGAGGCCCAAUCCUCCCCCAUAACAAUAAUAAAGCCCAACCUCUCCAUCCACCCUUUUAUUUAGGGCUGGCUAUUUGGUCCGGGUUUUUUGGUUUUACCCAAAACCGGACCGAGACCGGACUGAGACCGGAUAGUAAACAAUCCAAUCCAAUCUUUGGGCUUAGAUUUGAGGUAAAAAACCGUUAGAGACCGGAUAAGAGAGCUCAACACCCAAAACUUCAGGGUAAUUUGCAUAAACGAUCACAAACCUUUGCACUUAGUACAAAACUUAACCAACUCCUCACCCUUUCAGGCCUAGGCCACUCAAAUUCUCACAAGUUCAAUAUAAAAUCAAGACCGAAUUGUGACUGAACCGGGUCAAGACCGAACCGAAUCAAGACAAGAUUGUAUCAAAUCCAAUUUUUUGUCCUUAUAUUUUCCAAAAAAUCGGACUGGACCGGUUCAAUUUGAGCCAAUUUAACCGGACCGUAUAGCCACCCCUACUUUUAUUCCUUCUUAAAUCAUGUUUACUAAGCUUUUGACUUAUUUACUUGAUGCAAAAGUCAUGAAAAAUAUAUGAGAGGUCCCUAAUCUUCUCCUAUUUCCCCAAAACACCCCCGACUGAAAUAAGAGAAGAAAAUCCCAUCUUAGCAUCAGCCUUAAACCAUCGCUCCCAGUUCUCUUUCUAGCUCACCCCACUCCGCGCAAGAACGACUGGUAGCGGCGAGACGAGCAAUCGCCGUAACUCGAUCUUCCCCUCCGCCACCGCCAUUUUCGUUUUCUCCUCCUCGCUCUUCCAGAGGUAGACCUCUUGGCUUCAGCUUCAAUUCCAAUUUCUGCUCUCCGUUUCCAGUAGCCUCGUUUCACUGAUUCCUUCGGUCUUGUAUCGAGUCAGUCCCCGCCAGAUCUCGUUCGGUUCCUUCGUUCUUCUCGAGAAUUUCUCCUUCUUCCGAUUACCGACUGAUUGCUUGUGGUCUGAGCUUGUUUUCGUUUGCGAUUUUGUUGCCGCUGACGAUUUUAUCGUCCCUGUUGAUGCCGUCAAUUAGGGUUUUGGUUGUGGUUUUGAGCUGCCUAUGCGUCCUUGUUUGGUGUUGGAUUUUUUGGAUCUCUACGCAGAUCAUCUUGUUUGUUGAUUUAUCUUGCGGUUUGGGGGACCGUCGAAUUGAUUGAACUUUUUUCCUGGCGCGGUUUCAGGCGUUAGUUUGUUGAACCAAUGGCGUCCAAAUUGCAUCAGUUGAAAUCCAAGGCUUGCCAAGCUACUCAGUUCGUAACCAAGCAUGGCACCACCUACUACAAGCAGUUAUUGGAGCAGAACAAGCAGUACAUUCAGCAACCUGCAACUGUUGAGAAGUGCAAUGAAUUGUCCAAGCAAUUGCUCUACACUCGACUAGCCAGUAUUCCCGAGCGAAAUCAAGCAUUCUGGAAGGAACUUGACUAUGUGAAGAACUUAUGGAAGAAGAGGCAGGACUUGAAGGUCGAGGAUGCUGGCAUUGCUACGCUGUUUGGACUCGAGUGCUUCGCUUGGUAUUGCGCUGGUGAAAUCGUUGGGAGGGGAUUCACCUUCACAGGCUACUACCCUUGAGAGAGAUAAUAACCCCACUUUGUAGAACGGUUUGUUCGGAGAGUUAAGCUUCGGUUGUCAUCUGCGUCAUUGAAACGUAACGCUGGCACUUUACUACUCGCAGAUUUUACUUUCCUUUACUUCUCCUGCAAUUUUUUUGAAACCCAGAGACACCAGUGGUUGCUUGUGCGGCCCCAAUAAUUUGAUAGGUCGAAGCUGAUUUAGGAGUUCUGCUCGUUGGUUUCAUUUCUCUGUCCAUUAAGAUCACUACUGUUUCUCUCAUGGAAUGAUUGAUAAAUUUCUCAACUGUUCAGUUAAGUUCAGUUCGACGCUCGAUCUUGUAUCCAGCGCGCUCAUCCUGAUCAUCGAGUUCUCACUUCCCCUGUUGGAAUUCUUUGUUAGAACGCGAAAGCAUGGUAUGCCUCUUUAUUGUAGGUCACAUCAGAAAGGUCAUGAUUUAGUCCAACGUUGUGUUCGCUAUCGAACCAGUUUAAUGACAUGAACCGAUUUGACAAAUCUAACAGUGUUGACCUUCCUGCCUCUGCUACCACGGGCCAUAUGGCUGGAUGGACCAGGAAAUUUAGGAAUUCUGGCCGUGCAAAAUGGGCCCAUGAUCCGAGGACCGAGAUCCCAAGUCCAGUGACGAAUCACAAUGGAGCAGGCCGGAGGGGUGGAUCGGGCUGCCACGUGGCUUUCUGACUCCAAAUAAUUGUUGGGACGCAAU